Fraxinus pennsylvanica is the source of this 456-nucleotide messenger RNA. NCBI's taxonomy places the organism in Eukaryota, Viridiplantae, Streptophyta, Magnoliopsida, Lamiales, Oleaceae. The record is from the annotation of a GenBank genome assembly.
AUGGGGAAUUGCUCUCUCAAAGCUGUUUCUGAUGCUGAAAAUCAGGUGGAUUUUAUCCGGAUCAUGACAGAUUCCGGCGAUAUAUUAGAAUUAAAAGGCCCUAAAUUAGUCCGGGAAGUUCUCGAAAACUUUCCUGGAUACAAAAUUUUUAGGCAAAAUCAAAUUUCUUCUCCAUUGUUUGAUCAUCAGCAGCUUGUCGACGGUCAAUUCUACUAUCUCUUACCAAUCAGAGAUGAAAAAAUGAAUCCGUCCAACGGGCGUGUUGAAGAUUUUGAGGCUGUUACCAGAUUGGGAAAUCGAAGAAAGGGUGUUUGGAGGGUGAAAUUGGUGAUCAAUUCGGACAAAUUAGAGGAUAUUUUAUCAGAGGAAGUGAACACCGAAGCCUUCAUUGAGCAUAUGAGGAUUGCUGCAGCAACUCCCGGAAGAACCAAAAAGAUGCCUGGCCGGUGGUGUUGA